UUUGAGAUUUAUUUUUGUCUACUUUCCUUUAUCAGGUUACUUGUUACUCUUCUCCAGUCUUCGAGAAAUCAUUGACAUUUGGUCAGGAUACAUAUUUAAUAUAAAAUUUUUUUAAAAAAAAAUAAGAUGAGUCGUAUUUUAUUAAAACGUAUUUCGCCGGAUAAUUUUUUGACAAAUGGCUCUAAACUUCAGCAUACAAGUGCAUUAAAAUCAAUUAUUCAACCACAAUUAGAAGCAAUCAAGGAAGCUGGAACAUGGAAAUCAGAAAGAAUAAUAGCUUCACCUCAACGAACACAAAUUUCAUUGUUAAAUGGAAAAAAAGUUCUCAAUUUUUGUGCCAAUAAUUAUUUAGGACUAUCGGAUCAUCCUAAAGUAAUUGAAGCAGCAAAAAAAGCACUCGAUCAAUAUGGAGCUGGAUUAAGUUCAGUAAGAUUUAUUUGUGGUACACAAAAAAUUCAUAAACAAUUGGAAAAUAAAAUUACAGCCUUUCAUAAAAGAGAGGACACAAUAGUUUAUGCCUCGUGUUUUGAUGCAAACGCUGGAAUUUUUGAAACUCUUUUAACAAAUGAGGAUAGUGUAAUUAGCGAUGAAUUAAAUCAUGCAUCGAUUAUUGAUGGAAUUCGUCUUUGUAAAGCUAAAAAAUUUAGAUAUAAACACAGAGAUAUGAAUGAUUUGGAAGAAAAACUCAAGGAAAGUACAUCGUCACGAUUAAAAUUAAUUGUAACUGAUGGUGUUUUCUCUAUGGAUGGAACUGUUGCACCAUUGAAGGAUAUAAUAGAGCUUGCAAAGAAAUAUAAUGCUUUAACAUUUGUUGACGAUUGUCAUGCAACUGGAUUUUUCGGUGAGACUGGUCGGGGAACUGAAGAGUAUUUUAAUAAUGUUGGUGGCAUCGAUAUAAUAAAUUCAACUUUAGGAAAAGCUUUAGGAGGAGCAGCUGGUGGUUAUACUACAGGAUGUAAGGAAGUAAUUGAUUUAUUAAGACAACGCAGUCGACCCUAUUUAUUUUCAAAUUCACUACCACCACCAGUUGUAGCUUCAGGAAUUCAAGUGAUUGAUCUCAUAUCGGAUAGCACUGAAUUUCUCGAUCAAAUUACGGAAAAUACUCAAUUAUUUAGAAGUAGAAUGACAUCAGCUGGUUUUAAAAUUAGUGGCGAUAAUCAUCCAAUUUGUCCUGUUAUGCUUGGCGAUGCAAAAUUGGCAUCAAAAUUUGCUGAUAAAAUGUUGGAAAAAAAUAUUUAUGUUAUUGGCUUCAGUUAUCCAGUUGUUCCUAAAGAAAAGGCGAGAAUACGCGUUCAAAUAAGUGCAGCACAUUCAAAAGAAGAAAUUAAUAGAGCAGUUGAUGCAUUUAUCGAAAUUGGAAGGGAAUUAAAAGUCAUUAAUUAAUUAAUUAUUAUUAAGAAUUAAAAUUAAAAAAUUCUCUAUUCAAAAAUACAUUUUUUUAUAAAAAUAUUUACUUUUUCAAAUUUUUUAGUUUUUGUUAUACAAAAAAAGUAAAUUUUAUAUUGUACAAGAAU
This is a messenger RNA of Leptopilina boulardi, 1514 nucleotides long. RefSeq names its product 2-amino-3-ketobutyrate coenzyme A ligase, mitochondrial (gene Gcat). The transcript has 6 exons. Gene Ontology annotation, molecular function: glycine C-acetyltransferase activity; pyridoxal phosphate binding. NCBI's taxonomy places the organism in Eukaryota, Metazoa, Arthropoda, Insecta, Hymenoptera, Figitidae. Gene Ontology annotation, biological process: biosynthetic process; L-threonine catabolic process. The coding region runs from base 127 to 1383 and encodes 418 amino acids. The record is from RefSeq and is a predicted model, not a curated record.